This is a messenger RNA of Cololabis saira (Pacific saury), 9752 nucleotides long. Its product is annotated as nipped-B-like protein B. Gene Ontology annotation, molecular function: chromatin binding. The record is from RefSeq and is a predicted model, not a curated record. Bases 217 to 9129 code for a protein of 2970 amino acids. Gene Ontology annotation, cellular component: Scc2-Scc4 cohesin loading complex. Lineage: Eukaryota; Metazoa; Chordata; Actinopteri; Beloniformes; Belonidae. The transcript has 47 exons. Gene Ontology annotation, biological process: heart morphogenesis; replication-born double-strand break repair via sister chromatid exchange; embryonic viscerocranium morphogenesis.
GCAGAAACCACUUCUCUUUCUCAUCACAUCCAGAGGUAAAUACCACCCAGCAGCACGGCUCCGUCUCCACACCUGGCCGUUCUUCUGCACGCAUGUUUCCGCUUGUGUCAGCCUCGACAGAGAGCCGAGUAGAAUUUAAGAGAUGUGACGAAUAGGGGGAGAUUGGUGAUCUGAGCUGCCUGUCUAUUGACACGACCUGUUGACCUCAUCUUCAGCAUGAAUGGUGAUAUGCCUCAUGUUCCCAUCACGACUCUUGCUGGAAUUGCUAGCCUAACAGACUUGUUGAACCAGCUGCCCUUGCCUUCUCCUCUUCCUGCCACUACUGCUAAGAGUCUGCUCUACAAUGGAAGGAUCUCUGAAGAGGUCAGCAACCUGUUGGUGUGUCGAGACGAGAAUCUGGUGACUCAGCUGGCACAUAGUCUUAACCAGGUCUCCACUGAACACAUAGAGCUGAAAGACAACCUUGGAAAUGAUGAACCCGAAGGUGACAUGCCAUUACUUCUACAAACUUUACUGUCCAGGAACCCCAGAAUCUUCAGGGACAAAAGUGUAUUGCACCAGCCACUGAUACAGCAGUAUAAGAUUUCUCAGAACCAGGUUCACAGGAGUCCAGAACUGAACUAUCAGCAAACCACAGUCCCUCAAAGCCCCUCUGGAUGCUUUACGUCAACACAGUCUGGAUCAGCUACUCAGUUUGUGCCCCAGCAGGACAGUCCUAUACCUAGCCCCUAUACUCCUCAGAGUCCUGCAGACUACAUUCAGUACAAUCCACCCAGUUAUUCUCAUCAUCAACAGUCUCAACAAUUUUCUACUGGUGUGAGUAAUAUCCAUGACAACAAAGUCUCUGGAGAGCUAUCAAGUAAUUCAUCAAAUCAUAAUACAAGACUAGGCUCUGAUGAGGACUACGUGAACGUGGCUCACAGAUCCGGAAAUGAGGAGAAGGACUCUUCCAUGAAGGCUGCCACAUUUUCUGUUAAAUCAUCUCAGACUGCAUGUUCCCCUGCUGGAAGUGGAGGAGCUAUCAAACGAUCCAGACCUUCUCUUAUCAUGCAGUCACCCCCGCCUGAUGUGCCACAAGGUGGAUCACCUGAGAUGCUUCUCUCCACGGCUGAUCGCAGAAAGAAGCAGAAGGAGAAGGCUAGAGAAGAAACUAUGAACAAAAAUGCUUUGUAUGACAUCGUUAGUUCUCCGCAAAAGGACUCCACCAAGCUGACAUUAAAACUGUCCCGAGUGAAGAUUCCAGAUUUGGACAAAUCUGAAGAACCUUGCACCAGGUCAUACAUGGGCACAGACCAAGUAACGGAUAUGAUGAACACAAACAAUAAUCAAUUACCAAGUACACUCCAGGACUCUUCACACAAGGUAGAAACGGAGGAGCAGACAAACUGUCAGCAAGUUGCUGUGCAGCUAAGUACGAAGGAGACUGAAGUCAUCAGUGGAGUUGUGUUUGAUGAUUCUGAGAUGGACGCACUUGAGAGAAUAGACCGCGAGUCAACCAAUGAUAGAGAACGAUGCUCUAAAGAAGUCCAGGAUAAAGACAAGCCACUGAAAAAACGGAAGCAAGAAACUUAUCCUCAGGAACCCGGAGUUGAGGCAAGCGAGGGACCAACUUCACACGGGAGCAACAACAUCAGCAAUCUGACACCCAAAAAGUCGAAUGCUGCAAGUAACGGUGCCGGUCGGCCAGCUUUGAUGGUCAGUAUUGAUCUGCAACAAGCUGGGAGAGUAAUAGGACAGCCUGUAGUUGUCUUGGACCCCCAGCUGAACGUGAAUCAUUUACGUCACUUCAAGACAAAUACUGAUGGAAAGGUCAAUAAAAAUGUUGAAAACAGACCUGGGAUCAUCAAACAGUUUCCUGACACCCCCCAGAAGUCUGGCUCAGAUGGACAGCUCGAAACCCAUAAACAGAAGCAGGAAAGCCGCCAUGAAUCAAAACAGAAACAUGACAGUAAAACUGACAGUGACAGGGGGCAUGCAAAUGAUAAACAUGCAGACACAAUGCAGCAGAAACAUGACAGGCAUUUAGACUCACGCCACAAAGAAGAAAAGAACCUCAAUCACAGGUCUUUGGUCAGCAGGCCAGAGACCCCAAAAACUACUAGCAAGGGGGACUGCAGAGACGAAGAAGACAAAGACAGAGAUAAAGAAAGAAAUAAGGACAGAGACAAACAGAGGGACAGAGAAACAGACAGGGACAGACUCAGAGACAAAGUUAGGGAAAAAGAAAAACCCCAAAAUAGGGAAGGUGACAAAGACAAAGACAUUGCGGUAAGCAGAGACAAAACCAGAGAUAGGGAAAAACCCAGAGAUAGAGAGAGAGGCAAAGACAAAGAUGGGGAUAAAGACAAACUCAAAGACAGAGACAUUGACAUGGAUGGUGACAAAGAGAAGCCCAGAGAUCGGCAUAAACUCAGAGAUAGAAACAAGAACCGAGACAAAAACACUGAGAGGGACAAAGUCAGAGGUAAAGACACACUCGCAGAUGGAGAGAAAGAAAAAAGCAUUGGGAGUGACAAAGACAGAUGUAAAGACAAAACCAGAGAUAGAGACAUGAACAGAGACAAAGACAUUGAGAGUGAUAAAGACAGGUGUAAAGACAAGCUCGGUGAUAGAGACAUGGACAGAGACAAAGACCUUGAGAGCGACAAAGACAGAUGUAAAGACAAGCUCAGUGAUAGAGACAUGGACAGAGACAAAGACCUUGAGAGCGACAAAGACAGAUGUAAAAACAAACUCAAAGAAAGAAACAAAGACAGAGGUAAAGACAAACCUAGAGAUAGAGACAACGACAUGGAAAGUGACAAAGACAAACCCAGAGAUAGAGAUAAAACCAGAAACAGAGACAAGAAUAGAGAGAAAGUCAAAGAAAAUGACAAAGACAGAGGUAAAGACAAACCCAGAGAUAGAGACGACAUGGAAAGCGACAAAGACGAACCCAGAAAUAGAGCUAAAAUUAAAGACAGAGAAAAGAACAAGGAGAAAGUCAAAGAAAAUGACAAAGACAAAGGUGAAGACAAACCCAGAGAUACAGACAAUGAUGUGGAAAAUGACAAAGACAAACCCAGAGAUAGACUUAAAACUAAAGACAGAGAAAAGAAUAGAGAGAAAGUCAAAGAAAAUGACAAAGACAGGGGUAAAGACAAACCCAGAGUUAAAGACAACGGUGUGGAAAGCGACAAAGACCGAGGUAAAGACAAGCCCAGAGAUAGAGACAGAACCAGUAAUAGAGACACGGAGAAAGACAUGGUCGACCAGAAAGACAAAGAAAAAGAAAGAGACAGAGAUGGGAACAGGAAGCACAAGAUACUGUCAAGGGAAAAUUGCAAAAGAAGGUCGCCUGACCAGCACACUAAGACGGAAAAUUCUUCAACAAAGCAAGAUGGAAGCAAAAAAUCAUUGGAGCUCAAUGGUCGACAAAAGACAAGCUGUUCCAGCUUUCAAAUCUCCCCAAAUAAGGAACAAAAGACAAGUGGGGAUGGGACCAUUAGGUGUCACCCUGGAAACAAACAGCAGGCCUCUGAGACAAAAGCUAACGAGUUCCCCUCAUACCUGCUGGGGGUAAAGUCAGGAAGUCUUAAGAACUUUGUGAUCCCUAAAUUGAAAAGAGACGGAACAAAUAAAGAUCUCCAACUUAAAAACAAAAUAUUAGAGGGCUGGAGUGAACCGAUGGUAAGAUUGGAGCGAGUGUCACUGGUAGAGAACUUAAACAAAAGAGCUAAACCUGUUGUUGUGCUACAGAGACUCAGCAUUGAGGAUGUAAAAAGGAUGAUUAAGGAAAGCAGGAAUGCACACAACUCCAGACCCAAGAACUGGUCCUCCUCAGGCAAAUCAGCAGGAGAGACAUUUUGUGAAAGGACUAAUAAGCGAAGGCACAGUGUGAUUAGUAAGGGAUCCAAAUAUGCUGAGGUGGACUCAGAUGAGGAAGAUGAUGAUGAUGAUGAUGAUGGUGGUGAUGAUGAUGAUGAUGAUGGAUCUGACUCUGACUCUGACAAAGGAUCUGCAAAGAAAAAGUCCAAGAAAGAUCAUGACAAGACAUGGAAAACUAUAGACAAGAGAGGUUCGAGGGAUCACCGUCGAAGUGGAAGUAUUCAUAACUCUCGUUCAGGUGGCCGUCACCAGGAAUGCAGCGAAGAUGAUUCAGAUGAUAACUUGCCUCCCUCCCUAAGUGAAGUGUCCAAGAAAAUGAAGAAAAAGGAGAAACUGAAAAAAAGGAUGUCGCACGAUCCUAAGAUGACACUGGAGGAAAUGCUAGAUUCCUCCACGUUCAAGAGAUUUUCAUCCAGUGUGGACAACAUCCUUGAGGGCCUUGAGGACGUUGAUCUCACUGCUACAGAUGAUGAUGAAAUACCUGAAGAGUUCUUGCUUGGGAAGCAGCAGUUGAGUGAGCUAGGCAGCGAUUCUACAAAAAUUAAAGCUAUGGGCAUCUUAAACAAGUUGUCAUCAAGUAAACUGGGGAAAUUUAUGAACAUACUGGAGAAGAACAUUUUGGAUAGUGUCAAACUCUCCACCCUAAUGAGCCAUGAUAAUGAAUCCAAGGAUGAGGAGCGUUUGUGGCGCGACCUCAUAAUGGAGCGUGUGAAUAAGUCUGCGGAUGCCUGUUUGACUGCACUCAACAUAAUGACAUCUCCACAUAUGCCCAAGGCAGUUUAUAUCGAGGAUGUGAUUGAGAGAGUGUUGCAGUUCACCAAGUUUCAUCUGCAAAAUACUUUGUACCCUCAGUAUGAUCCUGCAUACAGACUGGAUCGCCACGGAGGUGGCAGUUCAAAGUCCAAGAGAGCAAAAUUUUCCACCCACAAACAGAAAGUGGUAGUCGUUCUCUACAACAAAGUAUGUGAUAUCAUCAGUAACAUCUCAGAGCUCCUCGAAUUACAGCUGCUAACUGACACCACAAUUCUCCAGGUGUCCAACCUUGGUAUUACACCCUUUUUUGUGGAGAAUAUCAGGGACCUUCAGUUAUGUGCCAUCACACUAGUGACAGCAGUGUUCGCUCGUUACGAGAAGCACAGGCAGCUCAUUCUUGAGGAGAUUUUUAACUCUCUGGCUAGAAUGGCUGCUAAUAAACGAAACCUCAGGAAUUUCAGGCUCAACAGCAGUGAUUCAGAUGGACGGCCUUUGUAUAUCCAGAUGGUCUCAGCCCUGGUUUUUCAGCUCAUCCAAUGUGUGGUUAACCUUCCAUCUGAGAAAGAGACAGGAGAGGAACGGAAUAAGAAGGUGGAUAAAGACGUCUUCAUUACGAACUCUUAUGAAACUGCCAUGAGGACAGCUCAGAACUUUCUCUCAGUGUUUCUCAAGAAAUGUGGCAGUAAGCAGGGCGAGGAGGACUACAGGCCUCUGUUUGAGAACUUUGUUCAGGACCUGCUGUCUGCAGUCAAUAAGCCUGAGUGGCCUGCAGCUGAACUGCUGCUCAGUUUACUGGGCCGACUGCUGGUGCACCAGUUCAGUAAUAAGCAGACAGAAAUGGCACUCAGGGUGGCAUCGCUGGACUACCUCGGGACUGUUGCCUCUCGUCUGCGUAAAGAUGCCGUCUCUACAAAGACGGACAAAAGGGCUGUUGAUCGCAUUCUUAAAGAGACUCCAGGCAGUGAUGAGAUACAACCACUACAGAAGGCUUUGUUGGACUUCCUAGAUGAGAACAUUGAUACAGAUCCAGCUUUAGUGUUUGCCAGGAAAUUUUAUAUUGCACAGUGGUUCAGGGACACAACAACAGAAGCAGAAAAAGCAAUGAAGUCUCAAAAUGACAGCGACGAGGACUCUAAGGGCCACCAUCAUUCCAAGAAUGUUGACUCAACAGGGGAGAUUAUGCAGAGAGCUGAGGCACGGAAGAAAUUUCUCCGCAAGGUCAUCAAGACUUCACCAUCAAAUUUAAUCUCUCAGAGGAUAAACUCGGACAUCGUAGACUAUGAGGACUCCUGUCUGAUUGUCAGAUAUUUGGCCUCUAUGAGGCCAUUGGCACAGAGCUUUGAUAUUUAUUUGUCACAGAUCCUGAGAGUGCUGGGUGAGAGUGCCAUCGCAGUCAGAACUAAAGCCAUGAAGUGUUUGUCUGAGGUGGUGGCUGUGGACCCAAGUAUUCUGGGAAGGUUGGAUAUGCAGCGUGGGGUUCAUUGUCGUCUUAUGGAUAACUCCACCAGUGUUCGAGAGGCAGCCGUUGAGCUCCUUGGACGUUUCGUGCUGUGUCGGCCCGAGCUCAUUGAGCAGUACUAUGACAUGCUCAUUGAAAGGAUAUUGGACACAGGUAUCAGUGUGAGAAAAAGAGUCAUCAAGAUCCUCAGGGACAUUUGCCUGGAGCUGCCAGACUUCCACAAGAUCACUGAGAUGUGUGUGAAGAUGAUCCGGAGAGUCAACGAUGAAGAAGGGAUCAAGAAACUAGUGAACGAGACUUUCCAGAAGCUCUGGUUCUCUCCCACGCCCAGUCAUGACAAAGAUGCUAUGACCAGAAAGAUCCUGAACAUCACAGAUGUGGUGCUGGCAUGUAAGGAUUCAGGUUAUGACUGGUUUGAGCAGCUUCUUCAAAAUCUGCUGAAGUCUGAGGAGAAGGCUUCCUACAAACCUGCCAAGAAAGCCUGUGUCCAGCUGGUGGACAAUUUGAUGGAGCAUAUACAAACAUUUGAAGAGUCCCUUACAGAGUGUGAAGAUAAAGGUGUAAACUCAGGCCGUCUAGUUGCAAGCAUCACUACGCUCUACCUUUUCACUAAAAUCAGAGCACAGUUAAUGGUCAAACAUGCAAUGACCAUGCAGCCCUACCUGACCACCAAGUGCAAUACUCAGAGUGACUUCAUGGUGAUUUGCAAUGUGGCCAAGAUCCUGGAGCUCGUUGUUCCUCUGAUGGAAGAACCAAGUGAGACUUUCCUGACAACCACAGAGGAAGACCUGAUGAAGCUUAUAAUCAAAUACGGCAUGACGGUCGUACAACAUUGUGUGAGCUGUCUGGGUGCUAUUGUGAACAAGGUCACACACAACUACAAGUUUGUUUGGGCUUGUUUCAAUCGGUUCUACGGAGCUCUGUCUAAACUCAAGACACAGCACCAGGAAGACCCCAGCAGCUCCACUCUGGCUGCCAACAAACCUACGCUGCUGCGCUCUCUCUUUACUGUGGGGGCUCUCUGUCGACACUUUGAUUUUGACCAAGAAGAGUUCAAGGGUGCUAACAAGAUUGUCAUAAAGGAAAAAGUAUUGGAACUCCUCCUGUAUUUCACUACACAUGAGGAUGAGGAGGUCCAGAUCAAGGCCAUCAUAGGUCUAGGAUUCCAGUUCAUCAUGCACCCAGAGCUCAUGUUUGUGCAAGAUGUAAAAGUUCUGUAUAACAACACCAUGGCAGAUGACAACAGUGUGGUUGGUCUGAAGAUCCAAGUGCUCAAAAACCUGCAGACGUACCUGCAGGAGGAGGACUCUCGAAUGCAAGAGGCUGACCGUGAAUGGAAGAAACAAGCCAAGGAGGAGGAUCUGAAGGAAAUGGGGGACAUCUCAUCAGGCAUGAGCAGCUCCAUAAUGCAGAUUUACCUGAAGCAGGUCCUGGAGUCCUUCUUCCACUCACAGUCCACUGUUCGGCAUUUUGCUUUGAGUGUUAUUUCACUAACUCUCAACCAGGGCCUCAUCCAUCCGGUGCAGUGUGUUCCUUAUUUGAUCGCCAUGGGAACAGAUCCAGAGCCAACCAUGAAGAACAAGGCAGACCAACAACUGGUGGAGAUUGACAAAAAAUAUAUAGGCUUCAUCCAUAUGAAGGCAGUUGCAGGGUUGAAGAUGUCUUACCAGGUGCAGCAGGCCAUACAUGGAUCCAAAGUGGCCGUGAUCCGAGGUUUCCGACAGGAUGACGCAGACUCGGCUCUCUGUUCUCAUCUCUACACUUUGGUCCGAGGGAACCGACAACAUAGACGGGCUUUCCUCAUCUCCCUGCUCAACCUGUUUGACGAGAGCUCUAAAACAGAGGUGAAUAAGCUGCUGUUCAUCGCAGACAACCUGGCCUGUUUCCCUUACCAGACCCAGGAGGAGCCUCUUUUCAUCAUGCACCACAUAGACAUUACUCUGUCUGUUUCUGGUAGCAACCUUCUCCAGUCGUUCAAAGAGUGUUUACAGAAGGGGACGGUAAAGGUUGUAAAGAAGGUGAAGACAAAAAAGAAAAAGAAGCAUCAUUCUCGGAGGAGGAAAAACAGUUCGGAUGAAGAUGACGAGGACAGCAGCAGCAGCAGCAGUAGCAGCAGCAGCAGUUCCAGCAGCAGUGAUGAAGAUGAGGAGGUGGUCCACAGGAAGAAAACCUCAGGCACGGUCUCAGAUUCUGACAUGGAAGAUGAAGAAGCAGUGAUGGAGCGUCUGCCCGAAAACACUGUCCCUCUGCAGGAGUUUGCUAGCGCUUCACAGGGAAUUCUGCUGCUGCUGGUGCUCAAACAGCAUCUGAAAAACCUUUAUGGUUUCUCAGACAGCAAAAUCCAGAAGUACUCACCGACAGAGUCUGCCAAAGUCUACGACAAAGCAGUGAACAGGAAAUCUAAGGUGCACUUCAGUCCUCGUCAGACACUGGCGUACCUGAAGAGCGACCUGGCCAACACCGAUCUCAGCUAUGAGACUAAGAGGAAAAUUGUCAAACAAUAUUUAGAUUUCAAGGUACUGAUGGAGCACUUGGAUCGCGAUGAAGAGGAUGAGGAGGGUGAAGCAAACGCCAAUGCCAGAAACAAAGCCAUCACUUCGCUGCUGAAGUGCCCAAAACCUCGGAACCAUAAUCACACUGUUCCAGUGGAGACGGACAAUGAGGAGAGUGAUGAUGAAGAUCCUCCUGCGAGAAAACCAAGAAAAGGUGAGGAUUCUGCCGAGGAUUCAGGCCACAGGAACGAGACAGUGGAAGUCAUGGACGUUGUGGCCAUCUCCCGCCCCAAAUACAAAGACAGGCCACAAAUUGCCAAGGUCAUCCAGAAGACCCGAAGUGGCUACAGCAUACACUGGAUGACAGGAACCUACUCUGGACCAUGGGCUGUGGCCAAGAAACGGGACGGUCGCAAAAAGGUUCCUUGGGUCGACAGCAUCAAGGAGUCAGACAUUAUUUACAAGAAGAUUUCCUUGACAAGCGGACAAAAGCUCACGAACAAAGUGGCACAGACAUUACGGGCGCUAUACGCUGCCAAGGAGGGGACUAAGAGGUAAUCACAUGACUCUAUCAAACAGCCCUCACAGCCCAAAUCUGUAGAUGUACUAUGUUACAAGCAGAGAAAGUAAACAUCUUUAGAAUUAAGGCCCUUGUGGAGGAGGAAUAUCGCAAACAUUUACCUUUUUGACUACAGACAUGUGUAAAGUAAACACAAGAAAAGCAGAGAAGGAAAUGUUUGGGAAAACUGUUGCGGGAGUUCCUUCGCUGUUGUGCAGCAACUUGGUUGUUUGAUUUUUACUCCCACUGUAUCAUAGUUUAACUAAAAACAUGUUUAUACCUGAACAUAAUUCUGUAAAAAUUGAAUUGAAUGUUGGAAAUUAGUGUAUUGAUGAUGUUCUUAAUAAAGUGUUUUUGGAAUUAUAACUAGCACCAGAUGGAUUUAUUCACUUAACUUGAGCUUCAACAACUUUUAACUCCUUGUUUCAAACACUUUGUUGUUUACCCUCACUGUGUAAUAGACUACCUUUGAUAUAAUUUAUUUAUGUUGAAAGCAGUGCAGUAUCUGUGCCUAUAUUGUUGAAAAUAUAGAUUUUGAUGUUAUACAACAGAGGGCCACAGUAAAGUUAUCGCCUGCUCUUCUGGUGGAACAAAUACUGCAAUAAAUUUUUCUUACGUCUUU